This is a messenger RNA of Sesamum indicum (sesame), 1336 nucleotides long. Lineage: Eukaryota; Viridiplantae; Streptophyta; Magnoliopsida; Lamiales; Pedaliaceae. The record is from RefSeq and is a predicted model, not a curated record.
CCCGACACUUUAUCUUGUAAGAUAUCAACAAGAUUCCCAGUCUCCAAAAAUCAUAAUAUGAAACAAAGAAAGCACAUGUAGAGACUGUAGAGUAGUCUAUAAAAGAGUAUUACGUACUUGAUUUUUCAGGAUACAUUCAUCAUCAAAUGGAGAAGAAAGAAGUUUCAAAUGAGCUCCAGGAGUUGCUCCAAACACUGGAACAGCAGACGAACUGGGAUGGCCGUCGGCUCGUUAAAUACGAUGGAUUCUGGUUGCCAGAAAUCGCAGUCCGACCAAUAUUCUCCGCUCAAAGGUACUUCAAAGCAAAAGAUUCCGACAUCAUAUUGACAUCCAUCCCAAAAUCAGGAACCACCUGGUUGAAAGCGCUUGUGUUUUCCAUAGCCAAUCGCAACGUUAUCUCCAUUGACCAAAGCCCUUUACUCACUUCCCAUCCUCACACAGUUGUGCCCUUCCUCGAGUUCAAUCUUUAUUUAUUCCAAGAAAAUCCUCAUCUCCAAGACCUCCCUAGUCCAAGAAUUUUCACAACCCACAUGCCUUUCAAAAUCCUUCCUGAUUCCAUCCGUGAAUCCGAGUGUAAAAUUAUCUACAUCUGCAGAAAUCCUUUGGAUCAGUUCGUUUCACACCGCCAUUUCUUGCUCGAAAACAAGAUAGAAAAAGACGCAGUGCCACUCGAUAUAGACGCGGCUUUCGACUUGUUUUGCCAGGGAAUUCAUCCAUUCGGGCCCUUCUGGGACCAUAUUCUUGGAUACUGGAACGCCGGCUUGAAGAAUCCUGAGAAAGUGUUGUUUCUGAGGUACGAGGAUCUGAAAGAGGAUAUCACGCCUCAUGUCAAGAAGAUUGCUGAAUUCAUCGGGUCCCCAUUUUCACCCGAGGAAGAAAAACAAGGUGUCGUUGAUCAAAUCUCAAGGCUAUGUAGCUUCGAAAAUCUUAGGAAUUUGGAGGUGAACAAGAACGGAUACAUCCUUAAGGUACUGAAAAACAGUUCAUUCUUCAGGAAGGGAGAAGUCGGAGAUUGGAUCAAUCAUCUUACUCCUGCAAUGGCUGAACGUGUUAAGGACCUCCUGGUGAGCAAGUUCGACGGCUCUGGUUUAAUUUUCAAGAUCUAAACAAAACUUAAGCCAUUGAAGAAUACGAUUAUGGGAGAACAUUUGAAGAACUUUUCAGAGGUUAAUUAGUAUUAAGGUUCACUGCAAGUUUCUGUUCUUAUGCAAUCUGUUUGUAUGGAUCUCAUUUUCAACUUAUGAAUAACAUUUGAAAAUGAGACUCUUGGGUGCAAAAAGAUGGCGGUUGAUGAAUUCAAUCUAUUCUGUUCCAUUUUCCUUAUCAUUUCUUUGUU